Prorocentrum cordatum is the source of this 798-nucleotide messenger RNA. Lineage: Eukaryota; Dinophyceae; Prorocentrales; Prorocentraceae. The record is from the annotation of a GenBank genome assembly.
AUGCGGCCUCUCGGCCCCCGCCUGCGCGCUCCGCUGGGGCUGGUGCUCGCGCGCCCGUCCCAGCCCCCGCUGGCGCGCCCCCGCGCCGCGGCCGCCGGCUGGCAGCUCCCGAACAGCCGCUGCGCAUCGGCCGCUUCAGCGGCGCGGCCGCCCCGCUCCCAGUUCCUGCAGCGGCGCCCGGACCAGGAGCAGGCCGCCCCGGCGGGCGGCGAGGCGGCCGGCGCGCCCGCCGCUGCCGGCGGCGGCGAGAAGCAGGGCGCGCAGCAGCCGCAGCGGUACGGCCCCCUGGACGUCGACCUGCAGCCCAAGGACCAGCUGAGGCCGCUGCUGCCUACGUGGAACCCGCCGCCCACGAGGAGGCCCAGGCCGGAGGAGCUCGAGCUCAGCGCCAGGCUGCGCUUCCUGCUCGAGGACAGGUGGUGGGCAGCCACCAUCCGAGAGGUCGGCGAGGGGCAGGUGAAGGUCGGCUACGACGGCUGGCCCAGCAGGCACGACGAGUGGGUCCCCCUGGACAGCGACCGCCUCUACUUGCACGAGAGCCACCACGCCGACUACGUGGCGCCGCCCCUGCCGAAGCGCUACGAGCGGCAGUCGGCCACGGACGCGGAGGGCAAUCCCAUCGUGACGAUUCGCCCGCCCCGCCCGAAGGUCUACGACCCUGAGAAAGAGCGCCUCAAGCGGAUGCUCAGGCCGCCCUUGCCGUACAAUCCCGAGAAGGAGGGCCCGCCGCGUGUCGGGGCACAGACCUCCUCCAACCUCACACGUCGCCCCGCGGAAGAAGUCACGACGAACGGUUGA